UCAGAGUCACCCUCCGUGUCCGUGGAGAGCGGAGACGAUGAGGAGAAGCUCCAGAGCAGGACCCUGAAAUACAACCGUGAAUUUAACCGUGAAUAUUACCGUCAAUGACGAUGAGAGGAGCCGUGCUGAGCCUGAGGAGCUCAGGAGGGGCUCUGAACGGAACCUUCACCGUUUACACCGAGGAGGAGGAGGAGGACAUGUCCACGAGUCCGAGUCCCACCGAGUCCUCCUCUCAUCUGACCCCCGACGACAUCGCUGUGGUGGUCGGCUUCUUUUCCUUUCUGCUCUUCCUCUUGUUCCUUGUGAUGCUGCUGGUCUGCAUUUACCGCAAAGAUCCACGAAAGUGCUGCAAGAUCUGCUCCUGCCAGAGGCCGUGUGGAGAUAUGGACACUCCUCCUCAGUACCACAGCAGCAGACAGACUCUGGUGGGGUCAGCGUGUCUGGAUCAGACGCACAUCAUCAACGACAGCCCCGGCCAGGCGGGUCAGCUGUUCUUCGUCGGUCUGCCCUCCAGCUACUCUCUACCCGGUCCCCCGCCGAGGCUCCCGUCCUAUGAGAGCGUCCGAAAAAAGGACCGCCAGAGGCAGAUCCACAUGAUGAUCGCAGACCGCUUCGGCCUCAAUGGACCCAUUGUGAGCGAGCCUCCUCCGACAUACGAGGAAACCAUCCGUCAGUCCGUGGACCUGCCGUACAACAUCCUCUCCUCCGGUCCAGACCUCUCGUCUCCUCCGGGUUUCUACGCCAACCCCGGACUGGACGCUCCUCAGCAGGUUAGCCCUGAGGCUAACAGCAGCGCUCCACCCGUGUGACGCUCAUCAAGGACCGUCCCGUGAAUGUGAAAUAAACUUUAAAGGGACACUGCUGAGUGGAUCCUUCAUGAGUGGAUUCAGAUACCUCAAGAAGAAAAGGGUUAAUUUUAGAGACAGCUGAUUGUGGAGAAACCAAAGAGGAGCAGAACCGCCUCAAGGAAAGGGCCGGACACGUCUGAAUGUUAAAAACUUCUCUAGAAUAACGGAGAUGAUUCUGAACUUUACUGGGGUGGCAGGCACAUCUAAAGGAAAACACUGAAACCAAAAAGAAAACUCAGCAUCUCUCUGUUGGCUGUUCUCUGGAUGAGUGCUUGUGUUUGAGCUCUUAAAGCUCAGUCAGUCUGAUAGUAUUGGCCGAUCACUGAAAUGUAAAUAUUUGCAUAUAUGUCCAUUGACAUGCACUGAUUGUAAACUUUUUUACAGACUGUAAUGCACAAAAACAAUGCUUUUUGAUUGAGGUACAGUGUAGUUUUUAAUUGUUCCAUCACCAUCUCGAGUUCAUGAAGCUAAAUGUCACAGCAUGCAGACGGUGGUCUGCUAAAAGAGCAGCUAACGAUGUAGAAUAUUUUCAUUUAGUCUUUUUUUGUUUGUUUGAAAAUCAGCCAUCUCUGUAAAGGAAGACUGCAGCCAAAACUCACCUGUCAAUAAGAAAAUACAGGAACAAUUCAGCUUUUCAUGAUUAGAAUCUAAAAAUACUCUAAACCUUUAGAUGUGGAGGCCGGGUCCUCCAGGAGGUUUGUGAAUGGGGAGAGCAGUUCACCUACCCUUGCAGCGUGAUCCACUGAUCCUCCUGAGGCUGAGUUUAGCUGCAGACUUGGACUCAUGCAUGGCAGCAAUAGUGUGGUUUUCCCACUAUCUGAGCAUGCAGAUGAGUCUUUCCGUCCUUGGUAAUUCUGGUCUUACUAUACUCUUGUGAGGCCUGCUCUACAUGUACGUGGGGCCCAGGACCCAGUGUGCCGGUCCAGAUGCCGAAGGCGUGCAUCAUGGAGGGGUCAGCUGGGAGGACACCUGGAGAGAUGGAGCUUGGACCUGGAAGGGGCCAGGAGGAUGGCCAUGAGGAGGCCAGAGCAGUACAGGACCAAGGCUGACCCAGUGAACUGGCAUAUGCUCCCAUACCUGACCUGGAAACCUUUAUCAUACAAGCAUAGUCAGUGUUAACACUGAAGAGAACUAUUUCUACAUUUAUGGUCAGAUAUAGUUCAUGUGAAAUUGGCCCUUUUAUUUAAGCGGUGCAUAAAAUAAUCCAAAACCAUUAAAGUGCCAAAAGCCGAUAAUGAAAGGGAAAAAUUAAAACAGUCUGUCUUUCUCUCCUCGGUGGCAGCGUCUACAUUUUGGUGUUUUCUGGUCCAUUUUCUUUCCAGUCCAUGGUUUAUCUGUAUUUGUAUUUCCAUGUCUAUAAGCAUUGACUUUGAAUCUUUAAAUCAUGUAAAUUUUAGUACUGGUCUGACUUUACUGGUUUCUCAAGUCUUUCAUUCAUGUGACUUAGAAACCUCCUUGUCUAGUAACACUUACUGCUGAGGAGGCAGCGCUCUAGCUGAGAUAGAGGCCUUUAAUAGAGGUAUAAUACCACAUUAUGGUUUAUUUUUGUACUGAAUGUUUUUAUAAAGCUUGGCCUCAAACACUGGAAUGUUUUCUCUAAAAGUUUGUUAAACUGAGAGGGAUGAAAAAACUUUGAAUUUUUGUUGUUUCUGUAUUUUUUUUCUGCUUUCACCUGUUAUGUUUACUUCAAAAUGUUUGUCCUGAUCUUUGAUUUUUGUAUUUAUUAAAAAACUACUUUUUAUCAUUUACCCAUGUGAACACAGUGGAUUAAAAAUUGUACAGUCUGGGUAUAUUGUUUA
This is a messenger RNA of Cheilinus undulatus (humphead wrasse), 2647 nucleotides long. RefSeq lists its product as uncharacterized. The transcript is spliced from 5 exons. Lineage: Eukaryota; Metazoa; Chordata; Actinopteri; Labriformes; Labridae. The record is from RefSeq and is a predicted model, not a curated record. Bases 105 to 809 code for a protein of 234 amino acids.